This is a messenger RNA of Thermothielavioides terrestris NRRL 8126, 1316 nucleotides long. RefSeq lists its product as uncharacterized. Bases 86 to 1150 code for a protein of 354 amino acids. The record is from RefSeq and is a predicted model, not a curated record. Lineage: Eukaryota; Fungi; Ascomycota; Sordariomycetes; Sordariales; Chaetomiaceae. The transcript has 4 exons.
UCAAGAUCUCAGUGCUCGCCUGCUGUGUAGUAAUUGCUCUCUCUCUCUGUGAUCCUGAAAUUCUCGUUAUCUUGCACGAGUCAAAAUGCCUACAGAACUGGAAGAGCUCGUGGGGUUCAUCGCCAACCCGAACCCCCAGAUUCGCAAACUGGCCACGGAGAAUCUGGUGCCUUACUCAAUUUCGCAACCCUCAAUAUUCAAGGCAGACGAGCUUCUUCCUGUCAAGCAUCUAAAAUUCCUCAUCCGAGAUCACCCAGCAAUCGCAGAACAUGCCUUGACAAUGCUCAUCAAUCUGACGGCGGAUUCAGCCAUCCUCGAAUAUGUAGCUGCUGACGACAGAUUUAUCGGCAUCCUUCUCGGGCUCUUGGUUGACCCGGCGGAACCGAAUGCCAACCUGUUGGCGAUGCUGCUCGCAAAUCUGACAAAGUGGGAAGGGAUGAAGAGCAUCUUAGAUCGCAAGCAGGACCCGCCGGAUACUCUAAAGUCGGACCAGCUUGUGCUCAACCAGCUUCUCGACCUCUUCGUCAAGGGCAACGACGGGUCGUACAACAAACACGCCGACUUCGACUACCUCGCCUAUGUCUUUGCGGACCUCUCCAAGCACGCCGACGUACGGCAGUUUUUUAUUAACGCACAAGACUACGACGGCGUCAUCCCUCUGAACAAGAUCAAGGUGUUCACGGAACACAAGUCGGACAUCAGGAGGAAAGGCGUGGCCAGUACGAUCAAAAACGUGGCGUUCGACGUACCGGCGCACGCUGCAUUCCUCGACGAGGACAAAGUCAACAUCCUGCCCUAUAUCUUGCUGCCCAUCACCGGGAAUGAGGAGUACGACGAAGAAGAGAUGAUGGGGAUGCUGCCGGACCUGCAGCUCCUGCCUCCCGACAAGCGGAGAGAUCCGGACCACAGCAUUGUGCAAACGCACGUCGAGACAUUGACGCUUCUCACAACCACCAGGGCGGGCCGAGAGUUGAUGAGGAGCGUCAACGUAUACCCAAUCAUUCGGGAGACACAUCUACGUGUUGACGACGAGGGCGUCCGCGAGGCCUGCGAGCGGCUGGUCCAAGUGCUGAUGAGGGACGAAGCUGAACCUGGGGCACAGCCGGAUGCAGAAGCGGAGGACGAGGAUAACAGGAUAGUGGAGAUUUAAAUACGGCACUCGGAAGGGUAAGGUCAAUCUAAGCUGCAGAUGUCGCCAUAACUACUGUGAACUGUGCACUACGGCCAGACGCCCAACACCCUGCUUUGCACCAUGCAGCCGGCACAGUUUCGGUAAGGACUCGCGUGCUCGCUUCCCGCAGAUGGACAAGAGCGCU